AUGGCCAAGAUUACGCACGGUCUCACAGGAAUUCGAAUGGACGAUUGCGUCGAUGAAUGGGAACUCUUGCGUCCAAAGGAAAAAUUUAUGAAUAUUUGGACGAGAUCUUCCGUGUAUCCUUUCUCUGAGAGGUUGCUCGUUUUUAUAUUCAUUCAAGGAAUAUUUGGUAUUUCUCUGUCCCGGCUUCUACAAUGGUUUUCUGGCAAAGAUUACCUCCCAACUAUGGUAUCUACUUACACCCGGAUCUUCAAUGACAGGGAAUGUCAUGUAGACUUUGUCUCGCUGCUUUUUUAUCAUUUGAAAAGGCGUCCGUUAACCAGUUUUGUCAACGAAUUCGUCGGGACCAUUGUUAAAAUCGAAAAAAAAUUCGGCAGUGAUUUGCUGGACCUUUCCGAGAUAGACAUUCCAUUAGACGACCUGAAUCGGUACGUGGAAUGCAAAGCAGACGCCCUUCUGGUGUCUCUUGGGUACAAGCAAUUGUACGGUACAUGUAACAAAGGGAUCGAUGAUCUUAUCCCUAUCGUCCCUGGGGAACUGAAAGCUGGUUUUUUUCUCGAGGAGAUGGCGCUGGCGUAUAUCCCCCCAACUAUGGAAGACGCUAUUUUAGACGGACAGUUCGGUAAUCAUCUCCUUGACCUUUCUUGA
Psilocybe cubensis is the source of this 645-nucleotide messenger RNA. RefSeq lists its product as uncharacterized. The record is from RefSeq and is a predicted model, not a curated record. Gene Ontology annotation, molecular function: oxidoreductase activity. Bases 1 to 645 code for a protein of 214 amino acids. The transcript is spliced from 3 exons. Gene Ontology annotation, biological process: deoxyribonucleotide biosynthetic process. NCBI's taxonomy places the organism in Eukaryota, Fungi, Basidiomycota, Agaricomycetes, Agaricales, Agrocybaceae.